Molecule: messenger RNA, 962 nt
Organism: Hermetia illucens (black soldier fly)
Lineage: Eukaryota; Metazoa; Arthropoda; Insecta; Diptera; Stratiomyidae
Product: suppressor protein SRP40-like
Exons: 3
Coding region: 55-846 (263 amino acids)
Source: RefSeq, a predicted model, not a curated record
UUGUUAUCAAAUCAUUCAUUUCGAGAGGCUUUUCCUCGGAGAGGAGCAGACGUAAUGAAAUUUCUACCGAUAUUAAUAGUGGCCUGUGCGAUACUAGUCCCACUCGCAUGGGCUAGGUACGCUUCUGACCUGGAAAAUGUCGAAUAUUCACCAGGCAGCAAACUUUUGAGCAGGGUUCGCCGGCAAGGUUCCAGCAGUGACUCAUCCAGCGAUUCAUCUUCAGACUCAUCGAGCGCGUCAUCCUCAGACUCAAGCUCAGACUCAUCGAGUGAUUCAAGCUCAGCUUCAUCAAGUGAUUCGUCCUCAGACUCAUCGAGUGAUUCAAGCUCAGCUUCAUCAAGUGAUUCAUCCUCAGACUCAUCAAGCGAUUCGUCCUCAGAUUCGAGUUCAGACUCGAGCUCAGACUCAUCAAGUGAUUCAAGCUCAGAUUCGUCAAGUGAUUCAAGUACAGAUUCUUCAACCGAUUCAAGCUCAGAUUCAUCGACUGAUUCAAGUUCGGAUUCAUCAAGUGAUUCAAGUUCAGCCUCAUCAAGCGAUUCAUCCACAUCAUCCUCGGGGGAUUCAGGAUCAAGUAGUACCAGCGGGUCUGGUUCAACCGGAACCAGUACCAAGAAAAAGAUGAAAAUCAAAUUCAAGCAUAUACGUUUCCGUAAAAUACGCAUCCCAAGACGUAAGAGACGCCGACAUGGAGGAAGCAAGAAACGAAAGCACCGACCGAUCCGAAGAAGGGUGGUUCGACGUCGUGGCGGAAGACGGCGUAGUGGUGGAAGGCACGUAGUUUUCAGACCAGGGACAGGUGGGUUGCGAAGGAGGAAAAUGGGUGGCAAAUCAGCUGGCAAAAAGUAACUUAGGCGAUGGAAAUAAUAUGGGAAAUUGAUAAUUGGUAACAGGGAUUUGUAGAUUAGGUUUCGUAACUAAGGUGAAAAUAAAGAUGACAAUAUCAUCCUAAUAAAAUUAAGCAG